Messenger RNA from Naumovozyma dairenensis CBS 421, 1200 nucleotides. RefSeq names its product putative dehydrogenase BDH2 (gene BDH2). The transcript has a single exon. Gene Ontology annotation, biological process: butanediol biosynthetic process. Gene Ontology annotation, molecular function: zinc ion binding; (R,R)-butanediol dehydrogenase activity. Lineage: Eukaryota; Fungi; Ascomycota; Saccharomycetes; Saccharomycetales; Saccharomycetaceae. Gene Ontology annotation, cellular component: cytoplasm. Bases 1 to 1200 code for a protein of 399 amino acids. The record is from RefSeq and is a predicted model, not a curated record.
AUGAGAGCAUUAGCGUACUUCGGAAAAAAUGAUAUUAAAUUCACAAACGAUCUACCAGAACCAAAGAUAACAGCACCAGACGAACUAAUAAUCGACAUCUCAUGGUGUGGUAUCUGUGGUACAGAUCUACAUGAAUUCCAAGAUGGACCCAUCUUCUUCCCAGAAAAUGGUUGUUGUCAUGAAAUUUCAGGUGAAGGUUUACCACAAGCAAUGGGUCAUGAAAUAGCGGGUAUAGUCUCAGAAAUCGGUCCCAAGGUAAAAAAAUUCCAAGUAGGUGAUCGUGUCGUUGUGGAACCAACUGGUACAUGUAAAGAUAGAUAUCGUUGGCCAGAUGCCCCCAAUGCAAAUCAAGAGGAAUGUGCAGCUUGUAAAAAAGGCCUUUAUAAUAUUUGUUCCAAUCUGGGGUUAGUAGGUUGUGGUGUACAAAGUGGUGGCUUCGCGGAAAGAAUGGUUAUGAAUGAGGCAAAAUGUUAUAAGAUCCCAGAACAUUUAACUAUGGAUGUUGCAGCUUUGAUUCAACCGAUUGCUGUUUCAUGGCAUGCGGUUAGAGUUUCUAAAUUUAAACCUGGUUCUUCAGUAUUGAUUAUUGGUGGUGGACCAAUUGGAUUAGGUACGAUUUUAGCUUUGAAUGGUCAUGGUGUCACUGAAGUGGUGGUAUCUGAACCAGCUAAGAUUAGAAGGGAUCUUGCUGAAAAAAUGGGCGCUGUAGUCUAUGAUCCUAUGACUAGAGAUCAUGAUGAAUCUAUUAAAUAUUUAAGAUCUAUUGCUCCAGGUGGUGAUGGUUUCGAUUACACUUUUGAUUGUUCUGGUAAUCCAGCUACUUUAAAAGCUGCUAUUGAAUGUCUGACAUUUAGAGGUACUGCAGUUAACGUUGCCAUUUGGGGUAAAAACCCUGUUAGUUUCUUACCAAUGGAUCUAACUCAUCAAGAAAAAAGUUAUACAGGUUCCAUGUGUUACACUUAUCAUGAUUUUGAAGCUGUUAUUAAAGCCUUUGAAGAAAGAAGAAUUGAUGAGGAAAAGGCAAAACAUAUGAUAACAGGUCGUGUUCCAAUUGAAAAUGGGGUUAAAGAUGCUAUCUUGAGAUUAAUAACGCAUAAAGAACAAACCAUUAAAAUUAUUUUAACUCCAAAUAAUAAUAACGAAUUAGGCGAUGAGCCCGAACAAAAAAAAAAAAGUCAAUUAAUAAAAUCUAAGUUGUAA